Paramecium pentaurelia is the source of this 477-nucleotide messenger RNA. Lineage: Eukaryota; Ciliophora; Oligohymenophorea; Peniculida; Parameciidae. The record is from the annotation of a GenBank genome assembly.
AUGAUAAUGCUUCAUAGUAGUAGAUCAUAGUCUAAUAAAAAAAGAUUAAGUUAAUAAUCAUCUUUAAUUAAUAUUACAGAAUUAAAUAAAUCAAGAAUCUAAAACUCUAUUAUUUUAAAUAAGUUCAAUCAUAUAUUUGGAUCUAUUAAAAGUUAUGAUAUAGAAAAAGAGUUUUUUAUUUAUCCACCAGAUUUGAAAGAUUAAUAGGUUGAUGAUUUCGAAAUAUUGGCAUUUGAUGAAGAAUUUCAAAAACUUUCAGUCAAAAAUCAAAAUUAUACAAAAGGAGCCUUAUAAUGUAUUUAGGAUAUCCUUCAUAUGAUUUUCACUUAAAGUAGUUUAUUUUAUAAAAUAAUCACCAUUUUGAAAACCCAGGGUUCUUUUAAUUGGGGAAAAUAAAUCAAUUUUUAUAGAUAUCAUAGCCAAAAACUAUUUACUAAAAUAGAAAUCAGACGAGGAGUUCUUAUGACUUAGGAUUGA